AUGACAUUAACAUACCAUCAAAACAACAUUCAUUUAAUAUUUAAUGCGGAAUUAACAAAAGCAAUCGAUUACAUGGUACUUUGUCUUCGAUCACCACAAUCUAAACACCCAACACCACCACAACCACAACAACCACUGGAUCAAUCAACAACGACAACAACAACUAAUACAAAUGAUCUCACAAUGAGUGAUCUCGAGAACAAUAACAAUAACGAUCAAAUCCCAUCAACCUCCACUUUGUUUCCUGAUGUUGUUCCUACUACUACGCGCCCAGACUCACUCCCGUCAGAUGUAUUCCAAGCAACCCUGAUCGCAUCCAAGACACCGAUCUCUUCCUCUAUCGUACCUGGUCAACUAGAGAACAAACAGUGA
Heterostelium album PN500 is the source of this 372-nucleotide messenger RNA. RefSeq lists its product as uncharacterized. NCBI's taxonomy places the organism in Eukaryota, Evosea, Eumycetozoa, Acytosteliales, Acytosteliaceae. The record is from RefSeq and is a predicted model, not a curated record. Bases 1 to 372 code for a protein of 123 amino acids. The transcript has 3 exons.